AUGCAAAGGGGUGAGAACAAAGACAGGUGGGUCGGUGACCUACAAACACAAGUACCAGUUCAGAUGAUAUAUGGGCCGGCAGAUCCAGUCAAUCCUCCUGCCUUCGUAGAUUAUUAUAAAAUCCUCGUGCUCGGCUCGCGGGUCGGCCAUUACCCACAGUUGGAGGACCCGGAUGGAGUGUUGAUAGCAUACCAAAGCUUCCUCCAAUCUGUGUCCAAGUGA
This is a messenger RNA of Dreissena polymorpha, 222 nucleotides long. RefSeq names its product mesoderm-specific transcript homolog protein-like. The record is from RefSeq and is a predicted model, not a curated record. Lineage: Eukaryota; Metazoa; Mollusca; Bivalvia; Myida; Dreissenidae.